AUGGUUGGCUUUACCAAUUUCGUAAUUGCUCUCACCGGCAUUGCUGGAUCCUUUGCAAUGCCUACGGGUCUGGGUCCCUCUGAAAGCAGUGUGAACAUUACGGAGCGUGGCAUCUAUGACUUUGUUCUUGGGCCACACAAUAACAUUCGCCGUCGCGCAAGCAUCAACUACGACCAAAACUACCAGACUGGCGGACAAGUCACCUAUUCUCCCUCUGGGACUGGGUUUUCGGUUAAUUGGAAUACUCAAGAUGACUUCGUCGUUGGAGUUGGCUGGACAGUCGGAUCCUCUUCACCUAUCAAUUUCAGCGGUUCCUUUGGUGUCAACAGCGGAACUGGCAUGCUUUCCGUCUAUGGCUGGAGCACAAACCCGCUUGUUGAGUAUUACAUUAUGGAAGAUAACACCAAUUACCCCGCACAAGGCACCGUGAAGGGAACUGUCACCAGUGAUGGAGCCACUUACACAAUCUACGAGAACACUCGUGUCAAUGAGCCUUCUAUCCAAGGCACCGCGACCUUUAAUCAGUAUAUUUCAGUGCGAAAUUCUGCUAGGACCAGUGGCACCGUCACAGUCCAGAAUCACUUCAACGCUUGGGCUUCUCAUGGAAUGAACCUCGGCGCUAUGAACUACCAAGUUGUUGCCGUUGAAGGCUGGGGUGGCAGUGGCUCUGCCUCGCAGAGCGUCAGCAACUAA
Messenger RNA from Trichoderma virens Gv29-8, 693 nucleotides. Its product is annotated as glycoside hydrolase family 11 protein. The transcript is spliced from 2 exons. Bases 1 to 693 code for a protein of 230 amino acids. Gene Ontology annotation, molecular function: hydrolase activity, hydrolyzing O-glycosyl compounds. NCBI's taxonomy places the organism in Eukaryota, Fungi, Ascomycota, Sordariomycetes, Hypocreales, Hypocreaceae. Gene Ontology annotation, biological process: xylan catabolic process. The record is from RefSeq and is a predicted model, not a curated record.